This is a messenger RNA of Symbiodinium sp. CCMP2456, 324 nucleotides long. The record is from the annotation of a GenBank genome assembly. Lineage: Eukaryota; Dinophyceae; Suessiales; Symbiodiniaceae.
AUGCGUGAGGCCAUUUGCAUCCACAUCGGCCAGGAUAGAGUUGGCAUUGUCCAAACUUGCAGGGAGGACAAGACCAUCGGUGGUGGAGAUGACGCAUUUAACACGUUCUUCUCCGAAACUGGCGCUGGAAAGCAUGUCCCUCGUUGCGUCAUGGUGGAUCUUGAACCGACGGUUGUGGAUGAAGUUCGCACCGGUACCUACCGACAGCUUUUCCAUCCGGAGCAGCUGAUUUCUGGUAAAGAGGAUGCUGUCUCUUGGCGCAUUUUGAUCCUGCAGCAGGUUUGCUUCACAGUUAGUUCCAUUUCUCACGUAGUGGACUUGUGA